Molecule: messenger RNA, 1596 nt
Organism: Mesorhabditis spiculigera
Lineage: Eukaryota; Metazoa; Nematoda; Chromadorea; Rhabditida; Rhabditidae
Source: the annotation of a GenBank genome assembly
AUGGAAAACGAGGGCGCCUACCUGACGAUGAUCUACGAUUUCGAGUUUAUCGACGACACCUACAUGAUGCCGGUUGAAGAGGAUGGGAAAACAGUGCUAAAAGCCCUGGACCAAUGCGGCAACGGUCCAUAUGAUGAAAACGGGCGGGUACGGCCGGAGGCGGUGCCCUACAACAAAAACCACGACCGCAUCUACUACGAGCAUCCGCUGAAGAUGAUGGCCGAUUCGGAGCGAAUGUCGCUUCUAUCGCACAAACUCGUCAAAGAACUGCUAAAAUUGAAGUGGAAUAACCUCGGGAAAUACGUCUACUAUUCGGCCUCAUUCGUCUACCUCGUGUUUUUGCUGUGCUUCACCACCUUUCUCGCCAUGAUCCCGGCGCCGUUUAACGUACGAUACGGCAAUGGGACGAUGAUGGACCUGAUGGACGAUGCGAACGCUACGUGUAGUUCGGCUCAAGACUUCCACAACGCCUAUAUCAACCUCUUCAAAACGAUCGUCAUGUGUCUAGCCGGCGCGCAGAUUGUUAAAGAGAUCUACCAAUUCUACACGCGCCGCUGGGCCUACCUCUCGUUGGAAAACCUGCUCGAAAUCUUCAUCUACACGGCGGCAAUCAUGACGAUGUACGACUUCUCUCCCUGCUCCGAGCACUCGGCGAUACGUUUGAACUGGCAAUGGAUGCUGGCGACGCUGGGCACAUUCUUGGCGUGGAUCAAUUUGCUACUCCUCAUCCGCAAGCUGCCCCGGUUUGGCAUCUUCGUGCUGAUGUUCGUCGACGUGUUCAAGACGUUCACCCGGUUCGCGCUCAUCUUUUUCCUGUUCAUCACCGCCUUCUCGAUCACCUUCUUUUUGAUGAUGCAGAAUCGGCCGGAGUUCUCCACGAUUCCAAUGUCGAUCGUCAAGACGCUGGUGAUGACCAUUGGGGAGAUGGAGUACAACGGCAUCUUCCACGGCACAGUCGAUGUACACGAGGAGAGCCUAUUCUCCAAGGCGAUCGCGUUCCCGGUGUUUUUCCUGUUUUGCGUGCUGAUGACGAUCCUCCUGAUGAACCUGCUGGUCGGUUUGGCCGUCGACGACAUCAAGUCGGUACAGGAAAAGGCCGAGCUGAAGCGGCUGUCGAUGCAGGUCGACCUGGUGCUCCAGGUGGAGCGCUCGAUGUCGUUUUGGCGGAAAAAGUUUACGCGCUCCCGGCUUUCGUUCUACCCGAAUCGAAUCACAAAAUGGAAGAGAUUCCGUCGCUUGUUUGGUGCCAAUCAACUCGAUGAUUACAGCGAUGUUUACGAUCAGCAAGCGGCAGAGGAAGAGAGCAGCGGGUUGAAGCGCGAGCUGGGCAUGCAGCGCGAGCUGAUCAACCACUUGCAGACGAAUGUCGACUAUUUGUACGAGAAGCAGGUGAAAUUCCAAGAUAUGCUCGAGUCGAUCAUGGAGAAAUUGGAGACGAUUUCGAGCGACAGCCGGAAGAUGCUCGCAAAUUCUAGCUCAGCGGAGGCAGCGCAGAAGCUCGAAAAAUCGAGCUCUGCCGAGGCUGUGCCACCGGCUAGUCGAGACGCUACACACCUGCUCACAACUGACCAGGACUUCAAGAUGGCCGAUGACGAC